This is a messenger RNA of Salmo salar (Atlantic salmon), 1741 nucleotides long. NCBI's taxonomy places the organism in Eukaryota, Metazoa, Chordata, Actinopteri, Salmoniformes, Salmonidae. The record is from RefSeq and is a predicted model, not a curated record.
GGAUUUAAAGAAGUUAAUAAGCUCUGCCGUUUCUUCAAAGCUUUGUUUAAGGUAAGACUGCUUUGUAAUGUUAUAAGGCAAUAUGUAUAUGAAAGUGGAUCAGAAUUAUUAUUUUUUUUUAGCAUUUGGCUUGAACCAAACGGGGUCCCCUAAAUGGACAUGAAUAUUACCCCGAAAUGUAAUUUGACAAAAAAAGGGGUACACCUUCCCACAACUAUGAGCAAAAGCCUUAAACUAAGGAUUGUGUGGUUUCAUGAGUCUAGAAGUUGAUUGUUAUAUCAUGUGUAUAUGAACCAUAGAGGCAACACUCAAGCCAACAAGCAACUAACGUUCCAUACAGCCUCUUUAACAGUAUAAUAUGUUUUGAAAAACUUUUCAGAUUGAUAUGAAAUAUAGUGUAAUGCCUGAUGAUGAUACACUGUCUCCAGGCCCAGCAGACAGAAAAUCAGAUUCAGGAGGACUUUGAGAAACUUCACCAGUUUCUACGAUAUGAAGAGGCAGCCAGGAUGGCUGUCCUGAGGGAGGAAGAGGAGAAGAGUCGGAGGAUGAAGAAGAUUGACGAUAUGAACAGAGAGAGAGCAGCCAUUUUAGACACAACGAGAGCCAUAAAGAAGGACCUGGUAUCUGAUGACAUCUCAUUCCUGCAGAACUACAAGGACACGUUAAAAAGAGCCCAGUGCACAAGCCCAGAUCCAGAGCUUGUUUCUGGAGCUCUGAUCAAUGUGGCAAAGCACCUGGGCAACCUGCAGGUCAGAGUUUGAGAUGAUGCUGAAGUCUGCGCCUGUGAUUCUGGACCCCAACACUGCCCAUCCAUGUCUCAUCCUGUCUGACGAUCUGACCAGUGAUGAGAUACGGCUGCUUCCUGACAACCCAGAGAGGUUUGAUAACUAUCGAAUGGUCCUGUCCUCUGAGGGCUCUGACUCUGAGACACACAGUUGGGACACAGACGUCGGGGACAAUACAGUAUGGUUUGUAGGUGUAGUCUAUAAGUCUGUCCAGAGGAAGGGAGUGGUACAGACUGGACUCUGGCGUGUAGGCUAUUAUAAUAUUACUACUACUGUAUUUAUUUUGCUCCUUUGCACCCCAUUAUUUCUAUUUCUACUUUGCACUUUCUUCCACUACUAAUCUACCAUUCCAGUGUUUUACUUGCUAUAUUGUAUUUACUUUGCCACCAUGGCCUUUGACUUUACCUCCCUUAUCUCACCUGAUUUGCUCACAUUGUAUAUAGACUUAUUUUUCUACUGUAUUAUUGACGCUGUUUGUUUUACUCCAUGUGUAACUCUGUGUUGUUGUAUGUUUAUCUUGGCCAGGUCGCAAUUGUAAAUGAGAACUUGUUUUCAACUUGCCUACCUGGUGAGAAGAAAAAAAAAUAAAAAAUAAGAUAAAUACUGGGCACGUUGUCCAAAAGGGCCACAGACUGUCCUGACACUGGAAAAUAAACCCCAUCGGAUCAGAGUGCAGCUGGACUGGGACAGAGAUACACUGUCCUUUUACGACCUUGAUAAUAACACAUACACACACACUUUUACAGAGAGAUUGUUUCCAUACAUCAAUAUUGGCAGUAAUCUCUACGCUGCUAGGAUCUUACCAGGGAAAGCCUCUGUAACAGUGGAACAGCACAUUAUACCUCCCCAUGUUAGCCCUUCUUCCUUUUAACUUGAUCAGCUGUUGUGGUACGCUCACGCAACGGAAGGCUCCACUACCUCCGUGAUUUAGAUUUGUUCGGCAGGAUUCAAUUAUG